GCCCCUGAACACAAGACAACGCAGAGCACCGCCGCAGCCCGGCGGUUUUAAGGACAAGAGCGAACUCUUCCAUGAGACCGCUCUCACGUGUGCGUGGUGGCACAAACCUUGGAUAGACGACGCUUCGACAUGAACACUGAAAUAACAGCAGACAUUCACGGUCUACGUUCUGGCACGCGUGAGGCCGGAGCUAGGACCUUUACUCAUCGGAUGCAUGAUUGCUGGCAGCUCUGUUCAACACACAGUCUUGGUGCUCGACGUCACGGCUUCCUACCUCCGGGCAGGUUACAGUUCACCGCUCUCUCCUGUUCAAAAUAUUGUCUUUGUCUUGCCCUAACCGCGUGGGCAUUGCUGUGGGUCUAGUUGCAUGCUUUUGUUCAUAGACUGCUGGAAUACGGCAUCGGGAGGUGUAAACAUUCAAGCAGACAAGCUUUUUUUCGGCGUGAACACAUCAC
Messenger RNA from Aaosphaeria arxii CBS 175.79, 455 nucleotides. RefSeq lists its product as uncharacterized. The transcript has a single exon. The record is from RefSeq and is a predicted model, not a curated record. Lineage: Eukaryota; Fungi; Ascomycota; Dothideomycetes; Pleosporales. Bases 130 to 363 code for a protein of 77 amino acids.